Molecule: messenger RNA, 879 nt
Organism: Malassezia japonica
Lineage: Eukaryota; Fungi; Basidiomycota; Malasseziomycetes; Malasseziales; Malasseziaceae
Product: 3-hydroxybutyryl-CoA dehydrogenase
Exons: 4
Coding region: 1-879 (292 amino acids)
Biological process (GO): fatty acid metabolic process
Molecular function (GO): oxidoreductase activity, acting on the CH-OH group of donors, NAD or NADP as acceptor; NAD+ binding
Source: RefSeq, a predicted model, not a curated record
AUGGGUAUCGGUAUUGCGUACGUCGCGGCUGUGAUUGCGCGUAUCGAAGAAAUCAUCCUCUUUGAUGUGAACGAAGAGCAGGUGCAGACGGCGCGUGACGAGCUCGAGCUCCAGAUCCGAAAGACGGCCAAGUACCGCCUGAUUGAGCCGCGCCUUGUCGAUCCGAUCCUCGCGAGCUUCCGCCUGGUGACCGACAUGAAGGACCUCGGAUCGGGCGACCGUGCGCCGCAGCUCGUCAUCGAGGCGGCCUCGGAGAAUAUCGACAUCAAGACCAAGAUCUUUGCGCAGCUCGCGCAGCAGCUGCCUCUUUCUACGGUCCUGGCAACAAAUACAUCGUCGCUGAGUGUGACGCGGCUGGCCAACGCCGCCUCGACCCCACAACUUUUCCCGAAAGAGGAAGAGGCGGCAGAGAGCGCAGGGCGCGUGAUUGGCGUGCACUUUUUCAACCCGGUGCAGAAGAUGCGCCUCGUCGAAAUUAUUCCAGGUCUGCAGACACGCGAGGAUGUGACAAAGCGCGCGACCGACUUUGCGCUCGCCUGCCGCAAAAAGACGGUGCGCUGCACCGACACGCCCGGCUUUAUCGUGAAUCGCAUCAACAUCAGUGCGCUGCGCGAGGCAAUCCGCAUGGCAGAGACCAAGGUCGCGACCUUUGAGGAUAUUGAUACGGCGAUGAUCUACGGCAUGCGCUCGCCCAUGGGGCCGCUGCGCCUCGCGGACUUUGUCGGACUGGAUAUCGUCUUGCAGGUCCUCAAUUCUAUUUACGAAGAUACAGGCGAGCCGCAGUUUGCGCCUCCGGUGCUGCUCCAGCGCAUGGUCCAGGCUGGCUGGCUCGGCGUCAAGUCCGGCAAGGGCUUUUACGACUACCAGGCGAAGGCCUAA